Messenger RNA from Oncorhynchus nerka (sockeye salmon), 3303 nucleotides. RefSeq names its product spindlin-Z-like. Lineage: Eukaryota; Metazoa; Chordata; Actinopteri; Salmoniformes; Salmonidae. The transcript has 5 exons. The record is from RefSeq and is a predicted model, not a curated record. Gene Ontology annotation, biological process: gamete generation. Bases 125 to 838 code for a protein of 237 amino acids.
GUAUCCUCCCAUUUUCCAUAGGUUUCGCAAGGUUUGCAUUGACGGUAGUGUGCGUUUCUCUGUUGGAAGAAUUUAGUCGUUUGGCAUGAAAUUCGUGUACAGCAGUAUUUGAAUUUGUGGAGGCAUGUCCAAGAAAAGGGGCAGAAAGCGGAGUAGCGGGGAGCUGAGUGACACCACAGUGAUGACCCCUGACCCCAACAGUCUCCUGGGAGUGAGAAUACAACACACCUGGAGGGAGAAGGGCAACCAGAGCAAAUGGAAAGGCACCGUCCUGGACCGUCUCAAUGUCAACCCCUCACUAUUCAUGGUCAAGUACGACGGGUUUGACUGUGUCUACGGCAUCGAGCUAUUCAAGGACGAAAGGGUGUCUAAUCUACAGGUUCUCACAGAUAAACUUGUCAACAACAAGAUCAAGGUUCCUCACGGAGCAGAGGAUUUGGUAGGCAAAGCGGUGGAGCACCUUUUUGAGAAGGAGGAUGGAGAGAAGAACGAGUGGCGAGGCAUGGUCCUCUCCAGGGCUCCCAUUAUGACUAACUGGUAUUACAUCACCUAUGAGAAGGACCCAGUGCUAUACAUGUACCAGCUGUGGGACGACUAUGCCGAGGGAGAUCUCAGGAUCUUACCUGAAGCAGAAAAUAAGCACUUGCUUCCGGCCGACCGAAAGCCAGGCGAGGAGACUGAGAGUCUUGUGGGUAAGCAGGUGGAGUAUGUUACUGACAAAGGUGUGAAGCGAACAGGCCUAGUGAUCUACCAAGUCCCUGCCAAGCCCUCUGUAUACUACAUCAAAUACGACGAUGACUUUCACAUCCAUGUCUACGACCUGGUCAAGACCACAUAGGACACUUGUUUACUCACUCCAUCGCUUACUUUUCACUUAUCCUCCUCUCUCUAUCUCUCGAACUGCCUAAAGGCCCUGGAGGGUUUAACAGUUAUGCUUUGUCAUUCAGGAAGUGCAAUCUAUUAGUCCACAUUGAAUCUAGUUCUAUGAUAUGCACAGCAGAACUGUAGCAAUGAUAUUGUAGGCCACUAGGAGGAGGGUGGGAACGUGUACACUUGGAAGGACCUUUUUACCCCAUUUCCUGGUUGUGCUCCACCGUAGACUCACAUCUUGGACAGUCCAGGAGUGCACCUUGCCCUAUGACAGACUCACAUCUUGGACAGUCCAGGAGUGCACCUUGCCCUAUGACAGACUCACAUCUUGGACAGUCCAGGAGUGCACCUUGCCCUAUGACAGACUCACAUCUUGGACAGUCCAGGAGUGCACCUUGCCCUAUGACAGACUCACAUCUUGGACAGUCCAGGAGUGCACCUUGCCCUAUGACAGACUCACAUCUUGGACAGUCCAGGAGUGCACCUUGCCCUAUGACAGACUCACAUCUUGGACAGUCCAGGAGUGCACCUUGCCCUAUGACAGACUCACAUCUUGGACAGUCCAGGAGUGCACCUUGCCCUAUGACAGACUCACAUCUUGGACAGUCCAGGAGUGCACCUUGCCCUAUGACAGACUCACAUCUUGGACAGUCCAGGAGUGCACCUUGCCCUAUGACAGACUCACAUCUUGGACAGUCCAGGAGUGCACCUUUCCCUAUGACAGACUCACAUCUUGGACAGUCCAGGAGUGCACCUUGCCUUAUGACAGACUCACAUCUUGGACAGUCCAGGAGUGCACCUUGCCCUAUGACAGACUCACAUCUUGGACAGUCCAGGAGUGCACCUUGCCCUAUGACAGACUCACAUCUUGGACAGUCCAGGAGUGCACCUUGCCCUAUGACAGACUCACAUCUUGGACAGUCCAGGAGUGCACCUUGCCCUAUGACAGACUCACAUCUUGGACAGUCCAGGAGUGCACCUUGCCCUAUGACAGACUCACAUCUUGGACAGUCCAGGAGUGCAUCUUUCCCUAUGACAGACUCACAUCUUGGACAGUCCAGGAGUGCACCUUGCCCUAUGACAGACUCACAUCUUGGACAGUCCAGGAGUGCAUCUUUCCCUAUGACAGACUCACAUCUUGGACAGUCCAGGAGUGCACCUUGCCCUAUGACAGACUCACAUCUUGGACAGUCCAGGAGUGCAUCUUUCCCUAUGACAGACUUACAGUAUAGUGCAAGAAUGACCACAUUUCAAUUGUUUCCCACAUCCUGAUGCUUAAUUCAAAGCAGAACUGAAUUAUAUAUUAUAAAACUAAAAGCUGGCCCCAGUAGCCAUUCAUAUUUGGUCCUUGAAUGGCCAAACAGCGAGCAUGCUGUAUAAGUGAAUCUUUGUAGAGACUAGUUUGAGCUGUUUUGUUCAGUGAAGUGUUAGCUUUGAAAGUGAAAUGCAGUAAGCUGUGAUGCCCCUGAAAGCAUCAUUACAUUUUUUUGUUGUCUUUAUCAAUAGGCAACUAACUUUGUUUGAUUUGUCAGUCAGUUCAUAGACAAUCAUUCCUUGAUAAACCCACAGUGCUAUCAUUGGAUUCAUAGCACUGGGUUGCACUGGCCUAGGAGUAGUGUAUAGCAGUGUCUCCCAACUCCAGUCCUCGAGUACCCCUAACAGCACACCAUUUUGUUGUUGGCCCGAACAACCUGACCUGAUUCAACUCUUUGAGGGCUUGAUGAUUAGUUAACCAUUGGAAUCUGUGUGCUUAUCCAGGGCUACAACACAAAUGUUUGCUGUUGGGGUUAUUGGACAACUGGAGUUGAGAAGCACUGCUGUGUGGUGAUGGUUCAAACACUAUUUUGAACUGCCUAAUAUAACAUUCAUAAUGCUGAAUCAAGACUUGUUAGAAACAAGGAAUACAGGUCUUCAUAAAGUUAGGGCCAGGAUUUUUUCUUGACCACACAACCUGAUGACUUGUCCAGAUCAGGAAAACUCCUGGCCCUAAGAAUACCUGACAUGUUCAAAACAUCAUCAGACUGUAUGAUAAGUUUGAGGAGUAGAAUAGAGGCAGGACUUUACACUACAUUCUGAUCUUCAGUAGAAAACAAACAAGCAUCAUAAAGUGCCUUCAGGCUGAUCAUGUUGCCAUACUCUAUAUAUUUGCUAACCUCUCACAAUUUUAUUCUGUUUAAUGUUAAAGCCACUAUUUGGUCAGUAUUAGUAAAAGUAAAAAAUGCUCGAAAGAAACAAACGUGUCAAAGACUGAGUGACAAGGUUGUUGCUAUUGUCGGUUUAUAUUAGAGAAUAUGUGCAAUGUUGGCAGUUACUGCAGUAUACAAUAAUUUCCCCCAAUAUAACAUCCAUGACCAACAACAAGUGGUAUAUUGUAGCAAUGGUAAGCCAUAAUGGUAAAACGCAUGGAGAAAAUAAAACAUUUAUAACACGUUA